This is a messenger RNA of Staurois parvus, 381 nucleotides long. Lineage: Eukaryota; Metazoa; Chordata; Amphibia; Anura; Ranidae. The record is from the annotation of a GenBank genome assembly.
CUCUGGUCAUCUCCUGUACUAUGUCUGGUCUCUGGUCAUCUCCUGUACUAUGUCCGCAGUCUCUGGUCAUCUCCUGUACUAUGUCCGCAGUCUCUGGUCAUCUUCUGUACUAUGUCUGCAGUCUCUGGUUAUCUCCUGUAUUAUGUCUGCAGUCUCUGGUUAUCUCCUGUACUAUGUCCACAGUCUCUGGUCGUCUCCUGUAGUAUGUCUGCAGUCUCUGGUCAUCUCCUGUACUAUGUCCGCAGUCUCUGGUCAUCUCCUGUACUAUGUCUGUAGUCUCUGGUAAUCUCCUGUAGUAUGUCCGCUGUCUCUGGUCAUUUCCUGUACUAUGUCUGCAGUCCAUUGGUUCAGAAUAUUUUUUUUCUUGUUUCCUUCCUCUAA